Messenger RNA from Triticum aestivum (bread wheat), 2394 nucleotides. RefSeq names its product cactin. Lineage: Eukaryota; Viridiplantae; Streptophyta; Magnoliopsida; Poales; Poaceae. Gene Ontology annotation, molecular function: protein binding. Gene Ontology annotation, cellular component: spliceosomal complex; cytoplasm. Gene Ontology annotation, biological process: mRNA cis splicing, via spliceosome. The transcript has 13 exons. The coding region runs from base 52 to 2058 and encodes 668 amino acids. The record is from RefSeq and is a predicted model, not a curated record.
AUCGGCACGCCAAAUCUCCACGACCAGCCGUCUUUCCCUCCCGUAGCCGACAUGCCUAGGAAGGAGCGCGACGCCGAGGGCAGCCGGAGCUCGUCGCGGCGGCGGCGGUCGCCGUCCGACUCGGACUCCGACUCCGACUCCGGCGGCUCGCCCCGCCGGGGCCGGAGCCGCCACCGCCGCAGGAGCCGCCGCAAGGCCGCCCCGCCCUCCUCCUCCUCCUCCAGCGGCGCGAGCGAUUCGCAGGCGUCCGGCUCCGGCUCCGACUCCGGGGACCGCCGGAGGAGGCGGAGCGGGAGCGCCAAGCGCGGGGGCGUCACGGAGGAGCAGAUCCUGGAGUACAUGUCCAAGAAGGCGCAGAAGAAGGCCGAGAAGGUGGCCAAGAAGAUGAAGGCCAACGCGGUGUCGGGCUACUCCAACGAUUCCAACCCUUUUGGCGACCCCAACCUCACAGAGAACUUUGUUUGGCGAAAGAAGAUUGAUCGCGCUGUAACUGAAGGGCAGAAGGUGGACAUUUCUGUUAAAGCUGAAAAGAAAAGGCAGAGGGAAAGAAUGGCUGAAAUAGAGAAGGUUAAGAAAAGAAGGGAGGAAAGAGCAAUUGAAAAAGCACAGCAUGAGGAGGAAAUGGCAUUGUUAGCCAGAGAAAGAGCACGUGCUGAGUUUCAAGAUUGGGAGAAGAAAGAGGAAGAGUUUCAUUUUGAUCAAAGCAAAUUUAGGUCUGAGAUCAGGUUACGGGAGGGACGUACAAAGCCUAUUGAUGUUCUCCUGAAGAAUCUUAACUUUGCAGACGAAUUUGAUGUUGAGUUAAAUGAGCCCUACUUGGUGUUCAAGGGAUUAACAGUGAAGGAGAUGGAAGAGUUACAUGAUGACAUUAAGAUGCAUCUCGAUCUGGACAGGGAAAGCCAAGUAAAUGUCAAGUACUGGGAGGCACUCAUGGUAGUGUGUGAUUGGGAGCUAGGUGAGGCUCGGAAAAGAGAUGCCGUGGACCGGGCUAGGGUCCGUGGUGAGGAACCACCCCGUGAGGUUGAAGAGAGAGGCUUGCAUGCAAGUAUUGAGGGGGAUGUAAAAAAUCUCUUGGAGGGUAAGACUUCCACAGAGCUAGAAGAGAUGCAAAAUCAAAUUGAGUCCCAGAUGCGCUCUGGAACUGCAAAAGUUGUUGAAUACUGGGAGGCCAUUUUGAAACGCCUUCAUAUAUACAAAGCAAAGGCUUGCCUGAGGGAAAUCCAUGCUUCUCUCUUACGUAAGCAUCUGCAUCGUCUAGAGAAUGCUGGCGCUCCUGAACAGGCUGUAGAAGCUGAUGAAGAAUUAGACACUAAAGAGGAGGAUGUGAUGCGCGACGAGGAAGAAGAUGAUAAACGAUAUUCACCAGAACCUAUAGAACAUAUAGCUGAAGCAGCAGAGAGCCAUUUGGAUGAGGAAGAUGGCUCCUUCUCACCCGAGCUAAUGCAUGGCAAUGAAGAUGAAGAUGCAAUUGAUCCUGAUGAGGACAAGGCAGAACUGGAUCGGCAACGUGAAGCUGUAGUUACCGAGCAUCAAAGGAAAGUUAAGGAGGUCAUGACAGCUAAGGCAAAAAAACCAGAUGAGUUGGAGCUGAAGGCAAUGAAAGCGAUGGGAGCAAUGGAGGAAGGGGACGCUGUGUUUGGUUCAGGUGCUGAAGUGAACCUGGAUUCACAGGUGUACUGGUGGCAUGACAAGUACCGACCAAGGAAACCAAAGUACUUCAAUCGUGUGCAUACUGGAUAUGAGUGGAACAAAUACAAUCAAACUCAUUAUGAUCACGACAACCCGCCUCCUAAAAUCGUCCAGGGCUACAAGUUCAACAUAUUUUACCCUGAUCUUGUGGAUAAAUCAAAAGCACCAAUAUACACUAUAGAGAAAGAUGGAAGCGCUGGGGAGACAUGCCAUAUAAGGUUUCAUGCUGGCCCUCCAUACGAGGAUAUUUCAUUCCGCAUCGUGAACAAGGAGUGGGAGUACUCACACAAGAAGGGCUUCAAGUGCACAUUUGAGCGUGGGAUUCUUCAUCUGUAUUUCAACUUCAAGCGAUACCGCUACAGGCGAUAGAUACCACACAACAGAAAGAACCAGAUCAUUGAUUGGGCUAUUAGAAGUUGGUUCUCUGUUUCUUGCUUGAGAGUGUGUUCGUAUAGGCUAGCUCCCGUGUCACAGAAGUCAUCCGAGUAGGCAUGUUUGAAUUAGUUCCUGUACCAAAAUAUGAACAUACCAAACAAUUGGAUAGUUUGUAUCAAAUUUUUGUGGCACUUGCUACCUUGAUUUGAAUGGAGACAACGGUGUAGCACAAAUUCAAAGCAUCUGUACAUGUAUGCUAUGCAUUCUUAUGCCUUUCAUGUGGGAUGGAUAUUUUUGAAACCAAUAAAAUAGACAGAUAUAUUAUGUGUA